AUGACUUCUUCCCUUCCUCAACAUUCUUCCUCUUCCACCACCACCACCACCACCAACAACAACAACAACAACAACACGAACCCCCCGUCCUCCAUUCUCAUUGUUGGCUCGGGUCUCUUUGGCCUCUCCACAGCCUAUGCUCUCACUCGUCGCCAUGAGUUCAUCAACACCUCCAUAACUGUCAUUGACAGGUCCGACCCCUCCUCUCAGUCUACAUUCCCAUCCCCCGAUGCCGCGUCCAUUGACACAAGCCGCAUUGUCAGGGCAGACUACGCCGACCACGCGUAUGCCACUCUGUGUGAUGAAGCUCAGCUGAUAUGGCGCCAACAAGACAAGCCCACAGAUCUCGGCGCCCAGGGCCGUUACCACGAAACAGGUCUCCUCGUCGUCGGCGAUGCCACCUCUGCCGCGCCAGUCGCGGACCCUCCCGUAGAGGGUGGCGCGAGUGAGUCUUCCCACAAGAAGCUAACCGGCAUGGAUUAUGCCCGCAAGAGCUGGGAGAACGUUUCAUCUCUGGCCUCUCGUGACCCAAUGCUCGCCGAGCGCAUCCGAGAGCUCCCGAACGCCGACGCGAUCUGCGAGGUUCUCGGGACCGGUGGCAGCUCUGGAGCUUGGGGAUAUAUCAACUACAACAGCGGCUGGACAGACGCCGGCGCGUCGAUGGCAUGGCUCUACGAGCAAGUCAGACAGACCGGACGCGUCAACUUCAUUGCUGGCACAGUGGAGUCUCUGGAGCACGAUGACACCGGUGUGACAGGAGUGAGGCUACAAGACCAACGCAUCUUGACCGCGGACCUGGUCAUGGUGGCAGCAGGGGCAUGGACAGGAAGCUUUGUCGACCUUGACGGCCAGGCUGUCGCCACGGGCCAAGUCUUGGGGUACCUCAACAUCACCGAAGAGGAGCAAGAGAUCCUCGGCAAGAUGCCCGUCAUCCUCAACCUCUCCAGUGGUCUCUUCAUCAUUCCACCAACCAACCGGGUCCUCAAGGUAGCUCGCCAUGCCUACGGUUAUACCAACCCACGAACUGUACAUUUCCCUCCCCUUCCCGUCUCGCCAACUGCCACAAGCAACUGCCUCGUCUCGAUCCCCCGGACAUCGUUGCAUGACCCCGACCUCGUCAUCCCAGCAGAGGGGGAAGCCGACCUUCGCGCUGCUCUCCGAGAGAUGACGCCGCUGCCUGGGUUGGUAGACCGUCCCUUCACCAAAACGAGACUAUGCUGGUAUUCUGAUACCCGGACGGCCGACUUCCUCAUCGACUACCAUCCUCACUGGAAGAAUCUCUUUGUCGCGACAGGAGACAGUGGCCACGCCUUCAAGUUCCUCCCCGUCAUUGGCGAUAAGAUUGUGGACUGCAUCCAGCGAAACUGUCCACCCGAGUUCAAGGAAAAGUGGGCUUGGAAGGAAGGGGAGGGAGCCAACGCAUUGUUUACAGAGGACGGCAGCAGAGGGGGAAAGCCUGGGCUGAUUCUGGAAGAGGAGCUCCUCAAGGCUCUGUCUGUGUGA
This is a messenger RNA of Podospora pseudopauciseta, 1503 nucleotides long. RefSeq lists its product as uncharacterized. The record is from RefSeq and is a predicted model, not a curated record. Gene Ontology annotation, molecular function: proline dehydrogenase activity; sarcosine oxidase activity; flavin adenine dinucleotide binding. The transcript has a single exon. NCBI's taxonomy places the organism in Eukaryota, Fungi, Ascomycota, Sordariomycetes, Sordariales, Podosporaceae. Bases 1 to 1503 code for a protein of 500 amino acids.